Aspergillus welwitschiae is the source of this 1306-nucleotide messenger RNA. RefSeq names its product alpha/beta fold hydrolase. The transcript has 4 exons. Gene Ontology annotation, molecular function: hydrolase activity. Bases 220 to 1215 code for a protein of 331 amino acids. NCBI's taxonomy places the organism in Eukaryota, Fungi, Ascomycota, Eurotiomycetes, Eurotiales, Aspergillaceae. The record is from RefSeq and is a predicted model, not a curated record.
CUUCUUUGAUCGUAAGGUUGCACAACUGUCACUAACUCAGCACUAACAAAGCCAAGUCCAUUGUGAUAGGGUGGUUCGCGAAACCCAUCUGCUUACGCGUGAGACAAACAUCUGACAAGGCUGGGCUACCCCUCCAAGCCCAUAUAUUUACCCCAAUCUCACCCACUUUUCUACUCCCUCUGUCAAUUGCAAUUGCCAGCACCUUCUUCCUCAAACACAAUGGCAUCCAUCGUCUACCCCGACCUGGCUAAAAAAGCCACUCUCUCCGAUGGCACCACCUACGGAUACGUCUCCGUCCCCGCCACGGAGGGAAAACCCACCUUCCUGUUCCUUCACGGUUACCCCUCCACCAGCUAUGACUGGCGUCACCAGAUCGCUUUCCUGCAGAAAGGGGGAUACGGUGUAAUUGCGCCCGAUUUGUUGGGUUACGGCGAUACCGAUAAGCCGACGGAUCUGAAAGCGUAUCGGCUCAAGGUGAUGAGCCAACAUGUGAUCGAAAUACUCGAUCGUGAGAAUGUCUCUCGUGCGGUGCUGGUCGCGCAUGAUUGGGGCGUCGGUCUCGCCUCCCGCGUGGCCUAUUACUAUCCCCAGCGAUUCUACGGUUUCGUGAGCAUUGCAGUCGCGUAUAAUAUCCCUGGACCGAAAUUCGAUCUCGACGCUCUCCUCAAACACACCGAAUCCAUCUUCGGCUACCCCGUCUUCGGCUACUGGCUCUGGCACAACACCGACGAAGCAGCCGAUGAAAUGGCAGCUCAUCCCGAAUCCGCUUUCUCCCUCAUCUUCCCCCAAGACCCUGCGACGUGGAAAACCGACCUCGCUCCCAUCGGUAAAGCAGCCGAAUGGGUCCGCUCCGGCAAGACCACCCCUCUCCCUUCUUGGCUCACCCAGGAAGACUACGAUAUCCAUCAUCGCGUCUUCUCGAAGGGUGGUUACGCCGGCCCGCUGUCGUGGUACAAGGCCGCGAUUCGCGGCAUCAAUACUGAAGAUGAAGCGGGCAUCGCGGAAGGAGAGGGUAAAUUGACCGUGAAGUAUUUGUACAUCGCUGCUAAGCAGGACUAUGUCUGUCGGAUGGAGGUAGGAUCGCAUGUGACGGAAAAGAAUACGACGGAUUCGAGGAUCGAGGUGGUGGAUGCGGGUCAUUGGGUGCAGCUGGAGAAGCCGGAUGUUGUGAAUGAGUUGUUGAUUAAGUUUGCGGAGGAGGUUGUCACUAAUUAGUUUACCUUCUUAGACUGCUUGAGCAUGCAGCUACUCAUAGGUAAUCUAUCUACCUAUCUAUCAAUCAAUCAAUCAAUCAAUCAUGUACAUG